Messenger RNA from Encephalitozoon intestinalis ATCC 50506, 300 nucleotides. Its product is annotated as small nuclear Sm-like ribonucleoprotein. Gene Ontology annotation, cellular component: U1 snRNP; SMN-Sm protein complex; spliceosomal tri-snRNP complex. Lineage: Eukaryota; Fungi; Microsporidia; Unikaryonidae. Bases 1 to 300 code for a protein of 99 amino acids. Gene Ontology annotation, biological process: spliceosomal snRNP assembly; RNA processing. The transcript has a single exon. Gene Ontology annotation, molecular function: RNA binding. The record is from RefSeq and is a predicted model, not a curated record.
AUGAAGCUCAUACGGUUUCUAAGGAAAUGCAAAAACGAGAAAGUUAGAAUUGAAACAAAAGAAGGUAGGAAGGUAGAGGGCAAGAUGGUUUCUAUAGAUAAAACAAUGAAUGUGGAAAUGGUAGAUGCUAUAGUUGAUGAGCUACCUGUAAGCACAUACACUGUAAGAGGGAGCUCUAUCCGAUACAUCAUGUUCAGAGACGACAUUGACUUCAAGCCGCUGCUCAUUGAUGACAGGCCAAGAAACAAAAUCAAGGAGCAAGGAGAAGGAAGAAUUAAGCGGAGAAAGACAAAGAUGUAA